This is a messenger RNA of Trichoderma reesei QM6a, 1754 nucleotides long. RefSeq lists its product as uncharacterized. Bases 11 to 1552 code for a protein of 513 amino acids. Gene Ontology annotation, biological process: CENP-A containing chromatin assembly; DNA replication-dependent chromatin assembly. NCBI's taxonomy places the organism in Eukaryota, Fungi, Ascomycota, Sordariomycetes, Hypocreales, Hypocreaceae. Gene Ontology annotation, molecular function: histone binding. The transcript is spliced from 4 exons. The record is from RefSeq and is a predicted model, not a curated record. Gene Ontology annotation, cellular component: nucleoplasm.
GCUCUUCGCAAUGGCAGAACCCAUCGCCGAGACGCGACCACUCGAGGGGGAGGCUGCGCCUGCUGUGGAGAAGCCGGCUGCCGAAGAGACCAUUGAAGACGCAGCUCCUGAAGAGGCAGAGGCAAACGCAGAUGGAGAAGAAAAAGAUAAAGAAGAAGAUGAAGAAGAAGCAGCAGCAGUACCAGUUCCUGAAGCCGGCGAAGACGAGGUCGACGACGACAUCAAGUCCAAAAAGGUCACCCUCGCCGACCUGAGCGCAAAGGGCACCGCGCUCUACGCGCAGAAAAAGUACGAGGCCGCCGCCGACAUCUUCUCCCGAGCCAGCAUCCUGCAAGCCGAAAUCAACGGCGAGACGGCCCCCGAGAACGCCGAGAUCCUCUUCCACUACGGCCGCAGCUUGUUCAAGGUCGGCCAGAGCAAGAGUGACGUCCUCGGCGGCUCUGCGCCCGUCGAGAAGAAGACGAAGGCGAACGGCUCCUCGUCGAAGAAGGCCGCCAAGGAGGAACAGGUAACACAGGAGGGCGAGGCUGCUCAAUCUGGAGAGGGCAAGGAGAAGAAGAGCGAGGACAAGGCCGACAUUCCCGAGGGAAAAAAGGUCUUUUUCCAGUUCACGGGCGAUGAGAACUUUGACGAGUCUGACGAAGACGAGGCCCAGGAGGGAGACGAAGACGAGGAAGAAGACGACGACCUUGCCACUGCCUUUGAGAUUCUCGACCUCGCUCGCGUCUGCUACCUCAAGCAGCUGGAGAAGCUGCAGGAGGAGGAAGCGCAAAGCGACGGCGACAAGGGCAAGGGCAAGGAAGCCGCCAAGGAAGACUCUCCAGCCGUCAGACACAUCAAAGAGCGCCUCGCCGAGACCCACGACUGUCUUGCCGAAAUCUCCCUUGAGAAUGAGCGAUACCCCAAUGCCAUUGAGGAUGGCCGCACAUCUCUGAACUACAAGAUGGAGCUGUACCCCGAAGAGUCCGAAAUCAUUGCCGAGGCGCACUACAAGCUCUCCCUCGCUCUCGAGUUUGCCUCCGUCACCGCUGCCGACGACGAGGGCAAGAACACCAAGCGCGAAGAGAUUGACCAGGGCCUGCGCGACGAGGCGAUCAAGGAGAUGGAGCUUGCCAUCAAGAGCUUCAAGCUGAAGAUGCAGGCAAUUGAGGUUGAUAUCGCUAGCUCAGCGUCGCCAGAGGACAACGAGCUGUCGCGCAAGGCUGUCGAGGAGAUGAAGGAAGUCAUAGUAGACUUGGAGCAAAGGCUCGUCGACCUUCGCAAGGACCCCCUCAGCGCAAGCGACCUCCUCGGCGAUGGCGCCAACCCCCUGGGCGGCAUCCUCGGCGCCGCCUUUGGCCAAUCUGCUGCCGACGUGCAGGCGCGCGUCGAAGAGGCCACGAAGAACGCCGUGGACCUGACGGGCCUCGUGCGCAAGAAGAAGGCCAAGGUGGAUGACGCCGAAGCCGCCAACGGCAAUGGUAAGCGCAAGGCCGACGACGAGUCUACCGAGCUGGAAACGAAGAGGACCAAGGUCGAGGAGGAGCAGCAGACUGUGGAGGCGGAGAAGUAAUCUAUCGGCGCGCUUGAUCAAUUUCCAACUCUGCUGGUUUCCACCAUUCGAGGACCAGACUCGGAUGAAGCUGUAUUUGCAAUUUUGUUUUCUCUUCUCUGGGCUGGGCCGAGCCCAUCUGAAAACCCGCAUCCCCCCUUUUAAUUUGGGGGGAAACAGAAAGGAGAGGAGUUUAGGGCGUCUGGAAGGACAAGGGGGAUGG